Messenger RNA from Labeo rohita (rohu), 1556 nucleotides. It is a transcript of the gene qng1, whose product is annotated as Q-nucleotide N-glycosylase 1. The coding region runs from base 364 to 1383 and encodes 339 amino acids. Lineage: Eukaryota; Metazoa; Chordata; Actinopteri; Cypriniformes; Cyprinidae. The record is from RefSeq and is a predicted model, not a curated record. The transcript has 5 exons.
GCCAAAACGGCCAGACACAAUCCGCCUCUAGAGUGCAGUUUUAGCAAAUAGAAAUAAAACACGGAAAAGCUACAGCUUGUGUGUGUGUGUGUGUGUGUUUAAGUAACGCGUUAGAAGGUGUAAUAUGUGUUUUACGUACGAGGAGAAAAGCCUGUAAUAUCUGCAGCUGACAUACAACCUAAUGUACUUUGUACAGAGAGAAAUCCACACACCCCUCGUGCACUCGCCUCACUUCUGCAAAUAUGAGCAUUGACUACUAACAACCAUUACAGCGUGUCUGAAAAUUAAUGCAAGAUUGUCUGUUUGCAUUUACAAGGACUUUCAACUGAGUGGCUGUUUUUGGACACAGACUUUUCAAAACCAAUGGAGAAGCCACUGUCUCCUCGAGAGUCCAGUCAGUUUGUUGCCGAGCGCAGUCGAGAUGUGUUUGUGGAUGAAGAUGGAGUUAAACGAGUGGCGCAGAUGAUCUAUGAGCUCCGUGAGAGCGAGGAGUUCACAGCCAGCGGCUGGAAGAUGAUGAAUCCUCUGGCUCCUUCACCAGACUCAGAUGAAGCCAUUAACUGGGUGUUUGUGACUGACACCAUGAACUUCUCCUUCUGGCCUGAGAGGGAGGAAGAGCAGUGUGAGGUCGUGUGUAGAGGAAACACCUAUCGAGGAUACAUGUCUCUGUGUGCUGCUGUGACCAGAGCUAUGGAUGAAGGUGUGCCCAUUACAAACCCGACUUACUUCUCUCAGAUCAGUGAGGCCGAGCUGGCGAAAGUCCUGCGCUCAGACAGCGAUACUCCCAUGCCGAUGCUGAAAGAGCGUCACCAGGCUCUAACAGAGGCCGGACGUGUGCUCAUGGAGCAUGGCGGAUCCUUCCGGGUAUUCAUGAGUCACUGUGAGAAUGAUGCAGAGAAGAUGGUGAAGUACAUUGUGGAGAACAUACCGUCAUACAGAGAUGAAGCCACGUAUGAGGGUAAGAGGAUCUCGUUUUAUAAGAGAGCUCAGAUCCUUGUGGCAGACUUCUGGGGCAUCAUGGAGGCUCGAGGGGAGGGAAACAUCCCGAACCUGGACUACCUGACCAUGUUUGCUGACUACAGGGUGCCACAAGGCCUCGUGUACCUCGGCGCUUUACGCUACUCAGAUACCCUUAUGGAGACACUGAAAAAUGGUGAAUUGUUGAGCUCAGGUGAGAGGAGAGAGGUGGAGAUCAGGGGUUGCUCCAUCUGGUGUGUGGAGAGAAUCCGGCAGCAUCUGUGGAAGCUUGUGGAGGAGAGAGACGGGAAGAGCUGCCACAUCAACUCUGCUCUAAUUGACUUUUACCUGUGGCCAUAUGCUAAAAAACACCAUAAAGAAAUGGCACACAUUCCAAUACAUCACACACGCUGCAUCUACUACUGACAGCAUCAGCUUUUUUCAAGUUCUUUUUUUGUAUAAAAAAAAAAAAAUCCAAACAAAGCCACAGGACCACAGGAGCAUCAGCUGUUGUGCAUUUCUGAAGAUGGAGCACAGUAAUGAUGCUCAGGAUGUGUAUUACAAACAGUAUUAUAUUAUCACAUACUGAAAUACAUAAA